AUGUCGGUCCGAUUGCGCCUCGCGCGCCACCACUGCACGCGCAACAACCCCGUCUACUCGCUCGUCGCCAUCCGCGCGCCGCAGCGCCAGACCGCCAAACCCCUCGAGCUCCUCGGUUCGUACAACCCGCGACCGGUCGUCGUGCCAGCGCCGUCGGUCUCGCCAAACGGUCAGGUCAGGGACCCGAAGGAGUGGGGACCACGGCAGCACACGCCCAACACGGGCGUCGCCAAGGUCGGGCAGAAGAAGGUCGAGUGGAACCUGGAGCGGGUCCGGUACUGGCUCAGCCAGGGUGCGCUGCCGACAAAGCGCUUUGAGAAGCUGCUCAUUCAGGCCGGCGUCAUCAAGACCAGCCCUCUGCCCGUACCACAAGCCAAUCCCAAGACGAUGGUCGUGUCUCGGAGGAACAGGCUCACACAGGCGAUUCGGGCGGCGGAAAGGGAGCGAGGCGAGGUACCCGCCGCGCAGCGGAUUGCGCAGGAGCAGCUUCAGCAGCGACGACGGAGCGAGGAGCUUGCGACGGUUGCAUGA
This is a messenger RNA of Rhodotorula toruloides NP11, 531 nucleotides long. Its product is annotated as small subunit ribosomal protein S16. The transcript is spliced from 2 exons. The record is from RefSeq and is a predicted model, not a curated record. Gene Ontology annotation, biological process: mitochondrial translation. Gene Ontology annotation, molecular function: structural constituent of ribosome. Bases 1 to 531 code for a protein of 176 amino acids. Gene Ontology annotation, cellular component: ribosome; mitochondrial small ribosomal subunit. Lineage: Eukaryota; Fungi; Basidiomycota; Microbotryomycetes; Sporidiobolales; Sporidiobolaceae.